AUGCCAGCCAAUGCCAACUAUGACGCAGACACGCAGUGCCAAUCCAACUCGACAAGCCCGUGCAAAUGCAUUGUUCUCACGCUCACUGCUCAGUGUGUGCAGGGAAAGAGGUACCUAGGAAAGUUCGACAUGGAAAGUUGGAUCCCCUGGCAACUUCCUGGUGUCGAUGCGCCUGCCAUCCUGGGAACGGCAGCGCACCUACCAUAUGGACUCAACGCUGCCGUUGCCGAGCUAACAGGUAGUAUUCUGCCCACUUCGAGGAAGUUUGUGGUCUUGGCUCCCUCUCGUCUGCACCUUCUGGUGACCAUCAGAGGCUCAGACAUCUCCAUGUGGCAUGGUCUUCACUCUAAUUCUCACAAGUCGCAUUUCCUUCUUCCUCUUCCUCUUCUCUACCGGGCUGCCCUGAUUCCCGCGGUUCACUACCCGGAAACACCGUGGUCCACCAGCCCUGCCACCCGCCGGCAGCGUUGCAGCCAACAAACAACACCCCCGGCAGUCACCCAAAAUGCGCUGGCUGAGAUUCCCGGUUUUCACCACUUAAAAUCUGGUCUUUUAUCCUUCCCGCUGCAGGGCUCGUCGCAGUUUUGCAGGGUCUCCGGUCAAUCACUGCGGGCGGUGCCACAUCAAACUCCAUCAAACUGGCCUUCAGACGGCCAACUCUUUGAUCAGUUCAACCUCCAUCCUAUGAUCCUUCACGGCAUCGUCCCCGACCACCGGCCAAUUUUGCCUCGAAAGUUCUUGGCCCUUUCCAACGUUCGAAGCCUUUUCCCCCGAGACACGGCGACCGGCGCGAGUAACGGCAGCCACCCGGCACCAAAACUACCGAGUGACAUCAACUUGCUUGGCUUGGCUUCUUCGGCCAAGUGA
Messenger RNA from Colletotrichum godetiae, 867 nucleotides. RefSeq lists its product as uncharacterized. The record is from RefSeq and is a predicted model, not a curated record. The transcript has 6 exons. Lineage: Eukaryota; Fungi; Ascomycota; Sordariomycetes; Glomerellales; Glomerellaceae. Bases 1 to 867 code for a protein of 288 amino acids.